Messenger RNA from Botrytis sinoallii, 528 nucleotides. RefSeq lists its product as uncharacterized. The transcript has a single exon. The coding region runs from base 1 to 528 and encodes 175 amino acids. The record is from RefSeq and is a predicted model, not a curated record. NCBI's taxonomy places the organism in Eukaryota, Fungi, Ascomycota, Leotiomycetes, Helotiales, Sclerotiniaceae.
AUGGAUCGAACCAAUACGACCAAGGUGGAGCUCUUCGAGGAGCAAGAUGAAGUACGUAUCAUCGUAGAAAAGUUAAAGGAAAAGAUACGAACUCAAGGUUCCAUUGAAGCUUCGUGCGACGAAAGCUUAAGAGUUCAGCCUUCAACAUUCAUCACAACCGACAGAAUAUCACUCCCACCGGCACCAAUUAAGUCUUCAACUUCUAAGGAAUGCAGAGAAACACUACUACUACCAGUCUCAGUGCUUGCGGCGCGCUUUUCGAAAAACAGUCGGGUACACAAGGCUUUGCUCGCUCGCAAGAGAAGGCUGCAACGCCACGGGAUCACAAUAAGCGUUCGUUUGGCGACUGCAACAGAGAAGUCAUUGAAACACAGGUGUCGGAAAUUUAGCCACUUCGAUGGUCGCAAGGAUACAUUGAGUCACAUGAGUUCUGAUGGCAUGAAAGAUUUUUUCAGAAGAGUGGUUGGUGUGAGAAUAUACUACAUGAUGGAAAUAAGAGGAUGGUGGUUUCUACAAAAACUAUCUUGA